ACUAUCGGGCGAUGAAAAGUUGGAGUAGCACGACUUAAUUCGUCGUUCUAGUUGUAUUCUGAGUGUGUUCCGUAAAAAACGAAAACUUAUCAACUUUAUUUGCUAGGAGACUUUCUCCCAGUUAAGUUUGUCAGAGUAGCAACGCAGGUGUCAGAUUCCAUCGCAAUCGCCUCGCCAUUACUUCGGGAAGCGAGUGCUGCAGGAGCAGACGGCACGGAUAGACGUGAGAAAGGGAAUGGAGAUCGCGCUUAGCUGAUGACUAAAUAGCAUCGAUUCUUUUCAACAGAAACGUCACCGACAAAUUUUCUUUCUUAAAAUGGGAAAAUUUUACGAGAGCAGCACUGUUUUCCAGUACAAUUGGCAGCAGGUCGUUCAGGCUUUUUGGAAACGCUACCCUAACCCUCAUAGUGCUCAUGUGUUGAGUGAAGACACAAUAUUUAGAGAAGUUCGAGGAAAUAAACUUUUCACUAAAAGACUUCUAACGAAGACAAACAGAGUGCCCAAAUGGGGUGAGCGCUUUAUCAGCAAUGCCAAGGUUGGAAUCAUCGAAGAAUCUGUGGUUGACCUGAACAAUCAAACCCUCACAACAUAUACCCGUAAUGUUGGUUACACAAAAGUUAUGUCUGUGAUUGAAAAAGUUGUCUACCGAGUUAGUGAUGACAACCCCAAUCAUACCGUGGCUGUAAGAUCUGGCUGGGUAGACUCUCAAGUCUUUGGUUUUAAGCAUGCUAUCCAAGCAUUUGGAGUGGAGAGAUUUAGGAAAAACUGUUCUCAGAUGGUUUUGGGAUUCAACCAUGUUUUAAGCAAGUUAUACCCUCUCAAUGGCCAAUCCAAUAAUGAUGGAUCCAUCAUACAUGAAGAGAAAUCAUCUGUUCAGGAGGCAAAAGAGAAACUAAAAGACGCUGCUAAGAGAGCUUCAGAUUUGGCCAUGUCCAAAGCUACUCCAAUUCUUGCAUCCUGUCAAGAUUGAUCAGUUAACAAACUCGCAGUGCAUCUGUUCAUUCAAAGUUGUAAAGUUAAAUCUUUACUUCAUUUUUUUCCAUUAGGAGCACACCACUAGUUAAAGGGUGUGAAUAAAAAUGUGAUCUAUUCCAGAAAGGUGAGAGGCUUAGAAGCUGUUAUUAAAUCUAUAUUUUGUAUUGCGUGUCUAUUGUCUUCCAGCAUAAGCCUUUACAGACAGUAGUCACUGAAGGGUUCGAACAUUCGCAUUUACAUACAGGGUAUUUAUGGCAAAGUGGCCAUGGGAAUGUAGGUCGCCCUCUUGUGCCCUAGUGCCCUUGUGAACUGUGUGUACAUCAACUUGAUAAAACAAAACAUGUGUCAAGGAGUCAUUACAGUCAUACCAUAUAAAUUCAAAGAAUAAUUUUUUUGAGUUAUUUCCAUACAGUCAGGUUACAUUUAGUUAGUAGUCAAUAAGUACAUACUGUAGUUACGCCACUCAUGCCAUUUUGAGGCAUACAUGUAAAUACAGAAAAGUGUUAAUGCGUGCUACUUCUUCACCUUAUAAUGUCAACCUUUUAUGUGAGAGAUGUUAAAUAUUAUAUGGUUUAGAAGAGUACUAUUGUGAGGAGGCAGCUGAAAAAGAAGAGUUUUUGUGGAGUCGGUAAAGGUGUUUGAGGUUCUAGUGUUUUUGCAACUGUGAUCGAUCAACUGAUACUGUCAAAGAUUAUUUGAGGCAGUGGCUUUGUUCUUCCUGUACAUGUGAAUAUCAGGCUAUUUAUCUUCACUUUUUAUUGUUUUUUUCUUUUUUUUUUCCCUUACCAUCACUUUUGUGACUGCAAAUAAAUACUAGUGAAGAAUGUUGUUCUGUUAAAAACUAUGCAAUAAAGAAUUUUUUCAAGUAGAAUUCAAUUUUAGAACUGUUACAAAAAUUGUUGAUGAUUGAAACAUAAAUUUCACUAGAUUGACUUUUCUUGGACUAUGUGGUGGUAGUUUUACUGUGUGAGAAGUGUGUAAGCAAAACAGGGGUUUUUAUUUUAGUCUUUUUUGACACUUGGUAUUGUUUAAAUAGAGAUCCAAAGUCCCAUUUUGUAGCUGAGGUGGUGUUGAUUUACAUGCUAAGUUGAUUAGUGUAAUUAUCACCUGUAUCUUGAGAUAGGGUCUGUAUGAACUUUAUUCUUUACAAAUUUUCCUCUUAGAAUUAAAUUUUGACCUGAAUAAAUUGUUUCAAACUUCACAA
Frankliniella occidentalis (western flower thrips) is the source of this 2179-nucleotide messenger RNA. It is a transcript of the gene prel, whose product is annotated as protein preli-like. The record is from RefSeq and is a predicted model, not a curated record. Gene Ontology annotation, cellular component: mitochondrial intermembrane space. Bases 317 to 970 code for a protein of 217 amino acids. NCBI's taxonomy places the organism in Eukaryota, Metazoa, Arthropoda, Insecta, Thysanoptera, Thripidae. The transcript is spliced from 3 exons. Gene Ontology annotation, biological process: phospholipid transport. Gene Ontology annotation, molecular function: phosphatidic acid transfer activity.